Molecule: messenger RNA, 1518 nt
Organism: Morus notabilis
Lineage: Eukaryota; Viridiplantae; Streptophyta; Magnoliopsida; Rosales; Moraceae
Exons: 5
Coding region: 103-1317 (404 amino acids)
Source: RefSeq, a predicted model, not a curated record
GUUUGCUCUCUGGGAAGAAGCAUUCUUCUUCUUCUUCUUCUUCUCAAUCUAUCUUCUUCUUAAUCUACUGCGAUUCUUGGAAAAAUACACUGUGAUUUCAGAAUGGGAACGGAUCGAGGGUCAAAAGCUUCCUCGGAUCGUCAAAAUUGGAACAGAAUUUUUAACGGUCUGGUGAAGAUGUUGCAGACCCAACAAGUGCAGCUCGAGACGCUCGCCAAAGAACGGAAACUCCUCAAAGAUCGCAUCCGAAUGCAACACGACCGAUGGGUCUCCGAUGUUCGCCUCUUCGAAGAGCAAGUCGCUCAGGUGAAGGGGGAUUUGGUAGUUCAAGAUAUGGCAGCCUCGCUUGAGGCCGCCAAGUCGGAAUUGGUCAUGGGUUUGAAGCAAAAAGAUGCGUAUCUUAACAAAUUGAGACUAGCAUACGCAGAAACUGAGUUGGAAGAUUUUAAAGGGUUGCUUGAUUUAUUAUCUAAGAAAGGCUCUGAUCCAAAGAAUGGGGGCAGAGACAGCAAUAGAAGAUCUUCUUCAAAUACCAAGAACGUAGAGCAGCAUUCUGAAAAUCUAGAAAGUGAACUAAGGAGACUAAAGCAGGAAUACAACAAGUUUGCUUUGGAAAAGGACGCCGAGGUAUCUGCACUCGUGGCAGAGAAAAAAUUUGUGUGGAACCAAUACAAAAUUCUGGAAACUGACUGUGCAAAUAAACUAAAGAGAAAGAGUUCUGAAGUCGAACAAGCAGAGGAGAAGGUUCAAAAACUUAUUGCCGGUAUGGAGGAAUUACAGUCAUCAAAUGAUGAAAAGGACGACAGAAUUGCCAGAUUAACAAGCCAAUUGACUAAGAUGAGCGAAGAGUCAAACAAAUUCAAGGAUGAAACUAGUAGACUCUCACAGGAAUUGGAUUUGCUUUUCACAAACAGGAAAGGACCUUCAUCAAAUGAUGAAAAGGACGACAGAAUUGCCAGAUUAACAAGCCAAUUGACUAAGAUGAGGGAAGAGUCAAACAAAUUCAAGGAUGAAACUAGUAGACUCUCACAGGAAUUGGAUUUGCUGAGAAAGUCCAGAAGUUGCGCUGUUACACCUGUUUUAGGGCCUUCCAACAGAAGCAUUAUAUCGAGGAAAGAAUCAUCUGCUGGGCAAGCUCAGAAUUCUAUAGAGGACAUUGAAAAGGGUGGUAGAAGAAGAUCAAAGAGAAAGGGGGGUGAUGUUGCAUCCAUGUCAGUGACAGAGAGUCCAAAGUUGUUAUCAACCUCAUUUAAAGUUCCCAAAUUGAAGAACCCAUCUCCUCGUGUGCGAUUAUGGCCCAACGCUAGCGUUUUCUAAAUAGCAGAGUCAGGAAUGUAUAUAUUUAAUUUUUAAUUUUUAAUCUUUUUUUUAUUUGUUAGAUUGUAUUAUUAUCUUUCUUGAUUCUGGAUUUCUCAUCUGGACAUCUGCAAGACAGCAUAGUAAUUCUUUUGUUUCCUCUGAAACUGUAACGUGUCUUUAGAACUCUACCCUGUAAUUUUUCCUCUCUCUAAGAAUAAC